Molecule: messenger RNA, 6570 nt
Organism: Chlamydomonas reinhardtii
Lineage: Eukaryota; Viridiplantae; Chlorophyta; Chlorophyceae; Chlamydomonadales; Chlamydomonadaceae
Exons: 4
Coding region: 797-5149 (1450 amino acids)
Source: RefSeq, a predicted model, not a curated record
AUCGUUGGUGUUAAACUUCAAAAGGCCCUCAUACCUGCUCCUAAUUACCAAGCUCGCACAUAUAGACGGAUUACAUUACAUCAACUAGCCACAUUACUUCCUACCGUCGUGUACCGAAAAACACACGUAGUGCGGCGUAGACAUGUAGGAAUGCGCGGAAUUCUCUGGUCAGCUGGUCAGUUGCCCGGGUCCUUUACAACAUCUAAGCAAAACAGUACUGCAGGGAAGCUGCGAGUGCGGGCAGGGCCGCCCCUGUGAGCCGAUGCAAGUGCUAUGUUUGGCCGAGGUGCUUUAACAUCCAUAACAAUAAACAAUUGGUACUGGAGUAUGCAUAGCGUUCAAGUUAAAGGGUUAAGGGCUAGGGUGCACGAAAAGCCCCAUGCAGGGCGGGCCUUACGCCCGAGGGCGCCAAAGAGCACAGCUUGGGCUAUUAAAGCAUAGCACACAAACUGUUUUUUGUCAGUACACUUCGGUGUCCCUGUCAACGUUGAGUCGUGGCGCGCAACUUCCGCGCGACCUGACCGAGUGAAGCUGACAACUCCACAUAGAAGAACAAAAAAACGUUCGCAUAGCGGUUUGCACAUUUACGUAGGCCCCGGCCGGCUAGCGACGUCUUAGCCAGUCAGAGUCAAACUCGGCAAGGCGCCACUCACGCCUUCCCAACCAGCCUGGUGCGGCGCCCCAAAUCUCCAAACAAAUGGCUACAACUCAGCUGCUAUCAGCCUAAGGGCUUAGCCGCCCUGUGCAGCGGUAAGCCACGUCGUUUGGCGCGCGGAGUCCUCGGCAACGCCAGGCAAUGCAGCAAGCAGCUCCGGAGAGUAAUUCAACAUCAAGCAGUGCAGAGGGAAUAUACGCGGCAGUGCAGCGGCUUGGACAAGCAUACGUCAUGGCAGGCAUGGUCGGGACAUCGGUGCCUUCUGGCCAAGCGGCUGAACCUAGGCUGCACGGGCAAAGGGCUGCAGAUAUCUCGGAUGAAGGCGAUACGUUCGUGGGGCCAGGUCAGGCGGGCGUAACAGGCGAGCUGCUGGAGGCUGCGCUGUGUCGUAGCGGUCCUGCCGCUUCGUCUCUGACCACCGUGCCCAAGCCCCUCCACGGCGAGAGCGGCGGUGACAGCAGCAGCGCUCUGGGCCGAGCACAGGGCUUACCGGGCUCACCAAUCCUGAAGCAGGAGUUGGAACAGCAGGAAGCAGACCAGCUGUCGGGCGGGAUAGCUGCAGGUCGCCCUGGCCUGGGCGUUGCAGAUGCUGAAACAGGAAACGCCGAUGCCCUGGCUGACGACUGGGUGAAGCAGGAGGCCGAGUUGGCAGUGGACGCGGACGUGGCCAGCGGUGCAGCAGCGGCGCCGCAGGCCUCUAAUGAAGACGCAGCUGUGGAUGAUGCCGACCCUGAGAUUGGUCCAGCCCCCCUGCCGCACCACGACCUAUCCCCGGUUGUUGACGCCGACGAUCCUGACGACGAUGCCGACGCCAUUCAUGCCUGCGGCGACGACAGCGCGCACCGCCUGCGCUACCUGGGGGCUGGCGCCUACCGGCUGCCGCUGGGCGCGCUGCCGCUGUUUCCUCCGGAGAAGGUGGCUAUGGCGGCCGUGGAGCCCACCGUCAUCACGCUCUGUUACCAGGCAGCCGGCGAGCCCGACUCGGCGCCGCUGCGACAGCACCAGGCGGCGCUGCGCAUUUACACCUACGAGCACCGCAAGACGGUGCACAUCACGCGCAUGUCGGGGCUGGCGGGCCGCGUGGAGGGCGUGGUCACGCCGCACGUGGGCAGCACGCUGGGCCUGUGGGGCCUGGACGACGGCCGCGUCAUGGUGGGCGCCGUGGAUGUGGGCGCAGAGGCACAGGACGCGGCAGGGCUGGCAGGUGGGGCAGCUGCGGCUGGGCAUGGGGGCGCUGGCCAAGGGCGCGGUAGGCACAGCCACGCGCUCGCUGGCCGCAUGGGCCUGCCGCCGUCCGGAGCGCGCCGCGGCGGCGUUCCGGGUGGCCGUGACCGUGGGCUCCACGAGUACGGCGCCAGUGGCAACAGCCAGCAGCGGGCAGGCGGAGGCGCCGGGCGUUCGUCCACAGACGGCAGCGCCGGCGGCAGCGCGGGCGGCGGCAUCAGCAGCGCGGGCGGCAGCGCCCGGUGGACGCCGCAGGCGCUGGAGCACACCGGCCGCCGGACCGUGGACGGCACGGAGGAGAUGAUGGGCACCAUCCCAGCUGAGUGGCGCGUCAACGCGCGCGGCCCCUACCGGCUCACAUCGUUCGGCGGCGGCACCUUCGGCCUGCCGCUGAGUGGCCUUUCCGUCUUCCCACCCCAGGCUGUGUCCGCGGCUACCGUGCAGCCCACCACCGUGACGCUCUGGUACAUGGCGCUCAGCAGCGUCGCCGCCAACGCCGCCCUGGGCCUGGAGGCGCUGCAGCGCUACGACGCCGCGUUGCGUGUGUACAACUACGAGCACCGUCGGGUGGCACAUCUCACGCGCAUGAAGAGCCUGCUUGAUACCAUCGCCGGUGGCGCGCCCGCCACCGGCGGCGUGCUGUGCCUGUGGCGCCUGGCCGAUGGGCGACUGCUGGUCACGGUGGCGGAGGCCGCGGGCGGCGGCGGUAUGGGCAACGGCGUCGGCGCGGGCGGCUCCAAGGCGUCAGCAGGCGUGGCGGCGGGCGCAGCGGGCACGGCAGUCAGUGGAGCGACGUCGCGCCGGGCGGGAGCCUCCAAGGCCCGGCAGCCGCGUGGGUCCAAGGCCGCGCCGUCCGCAUCGGAGGUGGGCUCCCUGGACGACCUGCCUGGGGCGUGGGAGGAGGAGCUGCCCGACACCGCCACAUGGGCCCUGAACGCCAUGGCUGCCGCAGCAGCGGGGCAACCAGUGCCUGCUGCAGUGGCGGCGACGGCGGCAGCGGCGGCGGCACCUGCUCGCAGCGCGCCGGCUCGCCGCGGUGGUGGCGCCGGCGGCCGGCGGCGAGGCCGUGGCGCCUCAUACGAGGAGGAGGACGAUGACGAGGCGGAGGAGGAGCAUACGGCACACACGCGUGACGUCGCGGAGGAGGAGGGCUCUGAGGCGGCGGGCAGCGAUGCGGCGGACGGCAACGAGGAGGCCCCCAAGGGCUCUGCGGGUCCGCGCGACCUGUGGUUUAACGGCACCGGUAUCUACCUUCCUCGAGAUACCGCCAACCUGCUGCCUCCUAGCGUGCGCGGCACGGCGACCGAGGAGUCGGCGCCGCUGACGCUGUGGUUCCGCGCCGCUGUCGACGGUGCGGCGGACGCUGACGCGCCACUGCGGCGCUUCACGCGCUCGCGGCUGCGCGUGUCGCCCAGCGGCAGUGCCACCAUAUCGGGGUCGUCGGAGAUGGUGCGGGAGGUGGCAGGCGACAUGUGGGACAGCAGCUCGAAGCGGCUGGAGAUGUGGCUGUGGCGAAUGGAGGACGGGCGCUGCGUGGUGACGCAGCAGCACGUGCCGCCGCCCACGCAGUCGUCGGGCUGGCACCUGCCGCCGGCGGUGCACGUGCAGACACUGGCACGGCGGACGCAACAGCCCGCGCAGCCUGCGGCGGCGGCGUCGCAGGCGCAGGUACUGUCGCAGGCGCUGCUCCUGCACCAGCAGCAGCAGGCCCAGCAACAGCAACAACAGCAGCUGCUCCUGCUGCAACGGCAACAGCAGCUGCAGUGGGCACAGCAACAGCUAUCACGAGCGGGCCUGGGCAGACCGCCGCUGGGGCCGCGUGGACAGUCUGGGCUUGCGGACGCGGCCGCGGCGUCGCUCGGGCAGCAGGACGCGCAAGACGCCUGGAUUGGGCCGCAGUCCGGCUACGUGCCGCCGCUGGGUGGCCUGCUGCGCGGCCUGGUUGCGGCAGGCGCCGGCGGCGCCAACAGCAGCGCCAACCUGCCCGCCACCUCCAUCACGCACCUGCACGGCUUCCUGCCGCACGGGUCGCGGCUGCCGCCGCUGCAGCCCGGCGAGCUGCGGCUGUGCGGCCUCACCUUCCACCCGGAGCUGGCGGCAGGCGUGCGCCGCGCCAUGGCGGCAUGGCAGGCCUCUGCAGUGGCGCGCACGCGGCAAGAAGCCGACCCUGCCAUUGAGCAGAUCGAGAUCCCGGGCGUGGGGCCGGACCCGGGCACCGGCCAGGGCGCAGCCAACCCCACCGCGCAGGUGCUCUACCGCUACGGCCUCAACGCCGAGCUCAUCAGCUCGCAGGUGGCGGGGCUGCUGGGCCUGGGGGCGGGGCGCGGCUGGGACACGCCGCUUCCCACCGAGGGCCCCAUGGAGCUGUCCACGCAGCUAGUGGAGCCGUGCCAGGACGUGGCGCGCGGCGGCGCGGGGCUGCGGGCCGCGCGGCGCAUCGGGCGCAGCACGGUGCUGGGCGUGGUGACGGGCUAUGUGAUGCCGGCUGCGGUGGCGGCACGGUUCGUGUCGCAGGGCUACCGGCACGUGAACAACCCGGUGCGGGCGCAGCUGGAGGCGGAGGUGGCGGAGGUGGGGCUGGGCGACGUGGCUCCGGCGUGGCAGGUGCUGGCCGGCGCCUUCCGGCUGCCAGUGCCGGGGCUGGAGGGAGAGCUGCAGUGGGCGGCCGGUGGCGCGUCCUCAGCUGCAGGCCACUUCAACCAGCCGUUGGAGCUCAACAUGCUCGGCUACGGCAACCUGGCGGCGCUGAUCAACGACCCCCGCGUGGAGCCGCGCGCCUGGGUGGAGGGCAACGACGUGGAGGACGAGAGCGGCGUGGCGGAGAUGACCGCCAACUGCGCGGUGCUGCCGGUGUCGGUCCGUGGUCUGCUGCUGCCCGUGCUCGUGACCAUCCGCAGCGUGGCGGCCGGAGAGCAGCUGCUGAGAGACUACGGUGCGGCGUGGUGGAGGCAGCUGGCGCGGCCCUGGGAGGUGCUGUCAGUGGCGACGGAGGUGGCGGAGGCGCGCGCGGGCGCUGCGGCUGCUGCGGCGGCUGGUGGCCUAGCGGGCGCGCAUGCGGCGGCGCCUGUGUCCUCAUAUGAUGAGGCUGUGGCGCGACAGGCGCGGUUGCAGCAGCAGCUGCACCUGCAGCUGCAGGCGGCGGCGGUGGCGGCGCGCGGAGGCGACCUGUACACGCUGGACCUGGGCAGGCAACCUGCAACUGGCAAGCGUCAGCAUCCGGAGGCGGGCAGCCGCUCCGUUAGCCCGGAGACGCAGCGCCGCUGCCUCUAGUAUCAUAGCGCUAACGUUUGACUUCAGUAUAUCGCCGCUGAUGCAGCAGGCACGGACGGGGCCGCGUUGACGAGCGCACUGCCUGCAUUGUACGCUGACGACCUUGCGAACAUAUGUUUCAAGAAUGGGAUGCAGUGAGCCGCUGCAGCUCUGACGAUGACGGUGACCUUAGUUGCCUGACCAAGAGCAGGGUGUGCGAACGCGUGCAGUGCCGAGGCAUGCAACGCCGAUUGCGCGCGAAAACAGAGGAUGUGAAUUGUGGAUCCAGUGUUGUUGGUUUUUGGAACCUGCCAGCGUGCAGCAACUGGUACUGACUUCCGUGGUGUCGUUGGACCCCCCCCAAAGUCUCGUCCUCCUCAUGUCGUGUGCCUCUUUGCGCACAUACAAUUCUAGACGCAUAUUCCUCUUAGAGCCACGCCCUGGCAGUUUUAUUCUGCAUGCUGUCUUCGUGUGUGCCUCCGAUGCAAAUGCAUGUGGAUUGUGGUAUGUCCUGUACGAUGGGAGCGAGUGAGGGCUCUAGCGGCCUCCCCGUCAUCGCUCGACGUGUGGGCUGUCAAUUAUCCCCGCAUGUGCGUGUGAGUAUGUGGGUGUAUUGAGUUGUGUACUUGGCGGAAGGCCGCCUGAGGGAUAUGCAUGCCUGCAAAGCGUUGUCAAAGCGGUGAACACUGUGUGGUGGGAAGCGGGCCUGGCAUCUGCUUCAACGAACGGGAGUCUACCAAUACGGCCACUUACGACGAUGCAUUCGGUCUGCUUAAGUGCGAGGACCUAGUAUGACGCGUUAUAUGUUUGACUUCUUCAUUCCAGCUGAAUUUCAGCCUACCGGCACCAGAAGCACCGCAGGACACCAUGACUCGUGCGCAAUCGCUAAUACCUCUUGCACGCUAUGCAAGAUGGCUGACACAAGUGCUGAAAGCUGAGCUGCAAGACGUGCCUGGUGAAGGAUAAUAGGAGCAUCAACAUCAAGUAACGAUGAUGGGGUGGAGCGCUGCGUUGAAUCCAGCGUUUUGGCGUGAGGCAGUGGGAAGAGCUGAUGAAGGGCCUGGGGGCGCAGUGGUACGUGCAUGGGCUAGCAUGGUCGUGUGUAUGAAGGUCGGCAGGCGAGACGUAUGUCAUCAGGUCCUGUUGUUUUAAGAAAGCAUAUUUUGCCCUUGGUGGGUGACAUGCGAGGGCUGCCCCUGACCCUGCAGCUCUCUCCGCACCCAGCUCAUUAUGCAAUCUUGCAGCCAGUCCCUCUCCGCUGAGGCAGCACUCGGCAGCGUUGAGCACGAAAAGUUCUGUCCGCAUGUGCAACAGAAGGAUGCAGUCUCCAUCACGUGAUCGCGUGUCCAUGUGGGGCUCAGGGGCAGGCGGGGUGCCCCCGGUCCUGUGGCAAGCCGGCAUAUGUGGAGCCCAUCGGGUUCCGGGAAGUGCCCACAAGCAGA